CCGCCGGCCCGCCUUUGGCGCUGUGGUCCCCGGGACCUGGGCGGCCCCGUCGUCGCCGCCCGCCCGCCGGCUGGUCAGCGCGCCGGGCCUGGUUUCCGCUGCCUCCCCGGACCACUUAGUCUCAACCCGGGUGUGGUUUCCACUACUGAAGGUGAAGCAUAACAGGGAGAGUGGAACCUGGGGUGCUGGACCAGGGCUCAUUUAUUUCCACUCCCUAUUGUCUCUCCACGAAUGAAACAUGACUGAGGACUCCCAGAGAAACUUUCGCUCAGUAUAUUAUGAAAAAGUGGGGUUCCGUGGAGUUGAAGAAAAGAAAUCAUUAGAAAUUCUCCUAAAAGAUGACCGGCUGGGUGAGUUUUAUGUCGAGAAACUUUGCACUUUUAGUCAGAGGUUCCCGCUCCCAUCCAUGUACCGUGCGUUGGUCUGGAAGGUGCUUUUAGGAAUCUUGCCUCCACACCACGAGUCCCAUGCCCAGGUGAUGACGUAUCGCAAGGAGCAGUACUCUGAUGUCCUUCACGCCCUGGAAGUCAUUCGCUUUAUCAGUGAUGCCACACCGCAGGUUGAAGUCUAUCUCCACAUGCAUCGGCUGGAGUCUGGGAAGUUGCCUCGAAGUCCCUCCUUUCCACUGGAGCCAGAAGAUGAAGUAUUUCUCGCCAUUGCUAAAGCCAUGGAAGAGAUGGUGGAAGACAGCGUGGACUGUUACUGGGUCACCCGAUGCUUUGUGAACCAGUUGAAUAACAAGUACCGGGAUUCUCUGCCCCAGCUGCCAAAGGCUUUUGAACAAUAUUUGAAUCUGGAAGAUAGCAGACUGCUCAGUCAUCUGAAGACGUGUUCUGCGGUGUCCAGACUUCCUUAUGAUCUCUGGUUCAAGAGGUGCUUCGCCGGGUGCUUGCCCGAGUCCAGUUUACAGAGGGUUUGGGAUAAAGUUGUAAGUGGAUCCUGUAAGAUACUAGUGUUUGUAGCUGUGGAAAUUUUGUUAACCUUUAAGAUAAAAGUAAUGGCACUGAACAGUGCGGAGAAGAUAACGAAGUUUCUGGAAAACAUUCCCCAGGACAGCUCGGACGCGAUCGUGAGCAAGGCCAUCGACCUCUGGCACAAACACUGCGGGACCCCGGUCCAUUCGGCCUGAACAUUCCUGAUGUUGUAGACAGUCCGCCCGGCCUCCCCGGGGCAUUUUGUUCUUGAGUUGUAAUCUGCUGAAUUGACAAUAGGGUUCUUGCUUUGGUGCUCACAGUGUAAUUGUUUUUCCAGUAAAACUAUUUAAGGUACCUGGGGUUGCUGUGUUGUGGGAUGGCAUCUCUUGGUUACACAGAGGUACACAGUUCAGCGCUGAAUAGCAUUUUAAAAGGGUUGUUUGAAAAUAGUUCCCAGCCUUUAAAGCUGUUCAGUCAGGGUGUGGGGGAUGACGCUUCAGUCUGUAGCGUGUACCAAGCCUGCCCUGCUUCUCUCAUUAGCGCCAAGCUCGUUACUUUCUCGGGUCUGUUUCCGGAAUGAAAAACAGCUUCCUUUUGUUGGCAUCUCAGAUUCGGACUUGGCUGGUGCAGUACCUGUUGAACCCUAAGCUGACUUCCCAAAUCUCAGUCUUUGGAAAGCUAAAUCUGGUUCCUGGACUUCGUCUUGUUAAAUAGGCUGAAAUAAAGGCCUUACCUUUUUU
Camelus dromedarius (Arabian camel) is the source of this 1654-nucleotide messenger RNA. It is a transcript of the gene TBC1D7, whose product is annotated as TBC1 domain family member 7. Bases 239 to 1129 code for a protein of 296 amino acids. NCBI's taxonomy places the organism in Eukaryota, Metazoa, Chordata, Mammalia, Artiodactyla, Camelidae. The record is from RefSeq and is a predicted model, not a curated record. Gene Ontology annotation, molecular function: GTPase activator activity. Gene Ontology annotation, biological process: negative regulation of TOR signaling; activation of GTPase activity. The transcript has 8 exons.